This is a messenger RNA of Fulvia fulva, 969 nucleotides long. RefSeq names its product Putative dihydroorotate dehydrogenase A (fumarate). Gene Ontology annotation, molecular function: dihydroorotate dehydrogenase activity. The record is from RefSeq and is a predicted model, not a curated record. The transcript is spliced from 2 exons. NCBI's taxonomy places the organism in Eukaryota, Fungi, Ascomycota, Dothideomycetes, Mycosphaerellales, Mycosphaerellaceae. Gene Ontology annotation, biological process: 'de novo' pyrimidine nucleobase biosynthetic process. The coding region runs from base 1 to 969 and encodes 322 amino acids. Gene Ontology annotation, cellular component: cytoplasm.
AUGCCCCUGCCACCGAUAACGCUAUGCUUGGUGAACUCAUCCAAUCCAUGGGCAACGACCGCCGGGGACAUCCAGAAGCUGUUCGAUUGUCCUCGUACAGGAGCUGUCACCACACGCACAAGCCUUCUCAACGGCUUCGCUCACGAUGCAAAUAUACAUCAGUACACGUUCUUCAGUUCAGAUGAGCACAAGGCCCACCCGCACACUGCUGAUGAUGCAGAUGUACCUGCCAGCUUCAGUGGCAGCUUGAACACGCUCGGCUACAGUCCGAUAGACCUGGCUUCCUAUCUUGCGAUGCUGGGACGCGUGAUGGCCGAUUCAACUCUCCCUGAUGCAUUGCGACGGAGCAAGCCAUUCAUCAUCUCUGUGACUGGGCCCGCCCAAGCUGUGGCGGAGUGCUAUCGCUGGAUUCAGGCGCUGCAAACCAUCAUGCCGAAUCCUCUGUGCAUGGAGAUCAAUCUUUCGUGCCCGAACAUACCUGGCAAACCACCUCCAGCGUAUUCUGGGUCGUCGUUGUCCGAGUACCUUCAAGCAUUGGUCAAGGAGCGACAUUCUAACACCGAUGCCAAGAAAAUCGCCAUUGGGAUCAAAACGCCUCCGUAUACUUAUCAUGACCAGUUUCAGAUCUUGAUCGAUGCUCUGCUCGCAGUCAGCGAGCCUCAGUGCCCAAUUGACCUCAUCACGGCGACAAAUACCCUUGGCUCAAGUUUAGUGCUCGCUGAUACACAUGGCACACCUGCCCUCAACUCAGCAAACGGUGCAGGCAUUGGUGGCAUGGCAGGCGCACCGUCGAUGCUGGAUCAACACGAUAGUCUGCGUGCAAUCGAGAUCAUAGGCGUGGGUGGGGUCAACGACCGAAGCGGCUAUGACAGAAUGCGUGCAGUGGGUGCAUCCAUCGUAGGUGUGGGAACUGCCCUUGGUCGUGAAGGUACCGAAGUCUUCGAGAAGAUCAUGAUUGCUUCGAAGUGA